AUGCGACCAAUAUUAACGACAGACUUGGAUGAUUUUUGUCCUAAUACAAUGAGAGGAAAGCAUAUUUUAGUAUUAGGCGCAACGAGUCGUCUAGGUGUAUGUGUUGUUGAUCAAGCAUUAGAAGCGUCAUAUCAUGUAACAGUACUAGUGCGAGAGGAUCGUAACCUUCCGUUUAAAAAACACCAUCUUCGAAAUCCAAACUUUGUAGUAUGUGUCGGCUCAGUACUCGAUCGAAGCAAUCUUGAUAAGGUAGUCGAAGGAAAAGAUGCAAUAAUAAAUUGUCUAGGUCCACGUAACACAUGGUUCGGUGAUACAACAAUAAGUUCACGUGCACAACCAAUAAUCAACGAAAGUAUGAAAUCGCUUGGCGUGAAAAGAAUAAUAGUUGUCACAUCACAAGGUUGUGGUGAUAGUAUUCGAUAUGUGCGUCCCAUCCAACAUUUUUUUGUUAGAUUGUUUGUUGGGAAAGUAAUAGACGAUAAACAGAUGCAAGAAUUUUUGAUUCUCGAGAAUAAGGAGGAUUUGGAUUGGACAAUUAUUAGACCGGGAAGAUUGGUCGAUGGAAAAUUGACGAAACGAUAUCGGAUUAACGAACAUUUAACUUUUACAAAAAUUAAUAGAGCUGAUGUGGCUCAUUUCAUCUUACAAGAGUUACGAACAAGUAUGUGGUUGAAAAGAACACCAACGGUAAAUGG
Ambispora leptoticha is the source of this 695-nucleotide messenger RNA. Lineage: Eukaryota; Fungi; Glomeromycota; Glomeromycetes; Archaeosporales; Ambisporaceae. The record is from the annotation of a GenBank genome assembly.